GAAUUCUAUACGAAUAGGAAAAUCGCCAUCUUAGCUUCUUUUACGAUAUAAGGAUGGUAGUAAACGAUUAAAAACGUUUUUAAAAGGAAGAAAUUUUGGUUUCGUAAACAGUACAAUUUUGAGUAUAAAUAUGUCUCUGCCUCCAUAUUUAUUGGGUCCAAAUCCUUGGGCUCAAAUGAUGGUUCAACAACAAGCACAUGCUCAAUUAGCAGCAGCUCAAGCUCAUGCCCAAGCAGCAGCACAAGUUCAAGCAGCGCAUCAUGCUCAUAUACAAGCUAUGAGUGGAAGUGGAUCAUCAAUUUCUCAACCUACAAAGCAACUUGAAGUAAUCUCUGAAGAUAAGUUGCAGGAAAAAGCACAAAAAUGGCAACAGUUACAAUCAAAGCGUUUUGCAGAAAAACGGAAGUUUGGUUUUGUUGAUGCUCAAAAAGAAGAUAUGCCACCAGAGCAUAUUCGUAAAAUUAUAAGAGAUCAUGGAGAUAUGAGUAGUCGUAAAUACAGACAUGAUAAACGUGUUUAUUUAGGAGCUCUAAAAUAUAUGCCACAUGCUGUUAUGAAGCUUUUAGAAAAUAUGCCAAUGCCUUGGGAACAAAUUAGAGAUGUGAAAGUAUUGUAUCAUAUAACAGGUGCAAUUACAUUUGUAAAUGAAAUACCCUGGGUGAUCGAACCUGUUUAUAUUGCACAGUGGGGUACUAUGUGGGUUAUGAUGAGACGAGAAAAACGUGAUCGUAGACAUUUUAAAAGAAUGAGAUUUCCACCAUUCGAUGAUGAGGAACCUCCAUUGGAUUAUGCAGAUAAUGUUUUAGAUGUAGAACCGCUGGAAGCUAUUCAAAUUGAAUUGGAUUCUGAAGAAGAUUCUUCUGUUGCUACCUGGUUUUAUGAACACAAACCACUCAUUGGAUUAAAGCACAUUAAUGGAUCCACAUAUAGAAGAUGGAAUUUAAGUUUACCCAUGAUGGCAACUUUAUAUCGCCUUGCAAAUCCAUUACUCACAGAUUUAGUUGAUCAUAAUUAUUUUUACCUGUUUGAUCCCAAGUCAUUUUUUACUGCAAAAGCAUUAAAUAUGGCAAUACCUGGAGGUCCAAAAUUUGAGCCUCUGGUUAAGGAUUCUAAUGCUGCUGAUGAAGAUUGGAAUGAAUUUAAUGAUAUUAAUAAAAUUAUAAUUAGGCAACCAAUUCGAACAGAGUAUAGAAUUGCCUUUCCUUAUUUAUAUAAUAAUAUGCCUCAUUUUGUACAUUUAUCAUGGUAUCAUGCACCAAAUGUAGUAUAUAUAAAAACUGAAGAUCCAGAUUUACCUGCAUUUUAUUUUGAUCCCUUAAUUAAUCCAAUUUCUCAUCGAAAUUCUUUAAAGACAAUGGAACCUAUAAUAGAAGAUGAUGAAGAUUUUGUUCUUCCUGAAGAAGUGCAACCUUUCCUUCAAGAAACCCCACUUUAUACUGAUAAUACAGCUAAUGGAAUAGCUUUACUUUGGGCUCCAAGACCCUUUAACACUCGAUCUGGUAGAACCAGAAGAGCGAUUGAUAUUCCUCUUGUUAAAGCAUGGUAUCGAGAGCAUUGUCCACCAGGUCAACCAGUAAAAGUUCGAGUUAGUUAUCAAAAAUUGUUAAAAUAUUUUGUUUUAAAUGCAUUGAAACAUAGGCAUCCAAAACCACAAAAGAAGAGAUAUCUGUUUCGUUCUUUCAAGUCAACAAAAUUCUUUCAAACAACAACGGUUGAUUGGGUAGAAGCUGGUUUGCAAGUAUGCAGGCAAGGCUAUAAUAUGUUAAAUCUUCUUAUUCAUAGAAAAAACUUAAAUUAUCUUCACUUGGAUUACAACUUUAAUUUAAAACCAAGUAAAACGUUAACAACUAAGGAGAGAAAGAAAUCACGUUUCGGAAAUGCUUUUCAUUUAUGUCGUGAAAUACUCCGAUUGACAAAAUUGAUUAUUGAUUCUCAUGUUCAAUAUCGUUUAAAUAAUGUCGAUGCAUUUCAACUUGCUGAUGGAUUACAAUAUAUUUUUGCUCAUGUUGGCCAGUUAACUGGAAUGUAUCGAUACAAAUAUAAAUUAAUGAGGCAAAUAAGGAUGUGUAAAGAUUUAAAGCAUUUAAUUUAUUAUCGGUUUAAUACAGGCCCAGUUGGUAAAGGUCCUGGUUGUGGUUUUUGGGCUCCAGGUUGGCGAGUUUGGCUCUUUUUUAUGCGCGGUAUCACACCAUUGCUUGAACGGUGGUUAGGUAAUUUACUUUCUCGUCAAUUCGAAGGUCGACAUUCAAAAGGCGUAGCAAAAACUGUAACUAAACAAAGAGUAGAAUCGCAUUUUGAUUUGGAAUUAAGAGCAUCUGUUAUGCAUGAUAUAGUAGAUAUGAUGCCUGAAGGUAUCAAGCAGAAUAAAGCAAGAACGAUUUUGCAACAUCUUAGUGAAGCUUGGAGAUGUUGGAAAGCUAAUAUUCCAUGGAAGGUUCCAGGGUUGCCAAUACCCAUUGAAAAUAUGAUUCUUAGGUAUGUAAAAAUGAAGGCAGAUUGGUGGACAAAUACAGCUCAUUAUAAUCGUGAACGAAUUCGACGUGGUGCUACUGUUGAUAAAACUGUAUGUAAAAAGAAUUUAGGACGACUGACACGACUUUAUUUGAAAGCUGAACAAGAACGUCAACAUAAUUAUUUAAAGGAUGGACCUUAUAUUUCACCAGAAGAAGCUGUUGCUAUUUAUACAACAACUGUACACUGGUUAGAAUCUCGAAGAUUUGCUCCUAUUCCAUUUCCUCCAUUAUCAUAUAAACAUGACACUAAAUUGUUAAUUUUGGCUUUGGAGAGAUUAAAAGAAGCUUAUAGCGUUAAAUCAAGAUUAAAUCAAAGUCAACGCGAAGAACUUGGAUUAAUCGAACAAGCUUAUGAUAAUCCUCAUGAAGCCCUAUCGAGAAUUAAACGUCAUCUUCUUACACAAAGAGCUUUCAAAGAGGUGGGUAUUGAAUUUAUGGAUCUCUACAGCCACCUUAUUCCAGUUUAUGAUGUUGAACCUUUAGAGAAGAUCACUGAUGCCUAUUUGGAUCAAUAUCUGUGGUAUGAAGCAGAUAAGCGAAGACUUUUCCCACCAUGGGUUAAACCAGCUGAUACUGAACCACCUCCUCUUCUUGUAUAUAAAUGGUGUCAGGGCAUUAAUAAUCUUCAGGAUGUCUGGGAUGUUAGUGAAGGUGAAUGUAAUGUUUUGUUGGAAUCAAAAUUCGAAAAGCUUUAUGAGAAGAUUGAUUUAACUUUACUUAAUCGUUUGCUGAGACUGAUUGUUGAUCAUAAUAUUGCUGAUUAUAUGACAGCUAAAAAUAAUGUUGUAAUAAAUUAUAAAGAUAUGAACCAUACAAACAGUUAUGGCAUAAUUAGAGGUCUACAAUUUGCCUCGUUUAUUGCUCAGUAUUAUGGAUUAGUGUUAGAUCUCCUGGUUCUUGGCUUACAGCGUGCUAGUGAGAUGGCUGGUCCUCCCCAGAUGCCUAAUGACUUUCUUACUUUUCAGGAUGUGGCUUCAGAAACGGCACACCCAAUUCGUUUAUAUUGCCGUUACGUCGACAGAAUUCACUUGUUCCUUCGUUUUACUGCAGAUGAAGCACGUGAUCUUAUUCAACGUUACUUAACUGAACACCCUGAUCCGAACAAUGAAAAUAUCGUAGGAUAUAAUAAUAAAAAGUGUUGGCCACGAGAUGCACGCAUGCGCCUAAUGAAACAUGAUGUGAAUCUUGGACGUGCUGUCUUUUGGGAUAUAAAGAAUCGUUUGCCACGAUCCACUACUACUGUCCAAUGGGAAAAUAGUUUCGUAAGCGUAUACAGCAAAGAUAAUCCAAAUCUGCUAUUUAAUAUGAGUGGAUUCGAAUGCCGUAUUCUUCCGAAAUGUAGGAUGACUCAUGAAGAAUUUACACAUAAAGAUGGUGUAUGGAAUUUACAGAACGAAAUAACUAAGGAGCGAACAGCUCAAUGUUUUCUUCGUGUUGAUGACGAAAGUUUACAGAGAUUCCACAAUCGUGUCAGGCAAAUUCUUAUGGCUUCAGGAUCUACCACCUUUACAAAAAUUGUCAAUAAAUGGAAUACAGCUUUAAUCGGUCUCAUGACUUAUUUUCGCGAAGCUGUUGUUAAUACACAAGAACUUUUAGAUUUACUCGUUAAGUGUGAAAACAAAAUUCAGACUCGUAUCAAAAUAGGUCUUAAUUCAAAAAUGCCAUCAAGAUUUCCUCCAGUAGUAUUCUAUACACCAAAAGAAUUGGGGGGUUUAGGUAUGUUGUCAAUGGGACAUGUACUUAUUCCUCAAUCCGAUCUUAGAUGGUCUAAACAAACUGAAGUCGGCAUUACACAUUUUCGCUCAGGUAUGAGUCAUGAUGAAGAUCAGUUAAUUCCUAAUUUAUAUAGAUACAUUCAGCCGUGGGAAUCUGAGUUUAUUGAUUCUCAAAGAGUGUGGGCAGAAUAUGCAUUGAAAAGGCAAGAGGCUAAUGCCCAGAAUCGAAGACUAACUUUAGAGGAUUUGGAAGACAGUUGGGAUAGAGGUAUUCCUAGAAUUAACACACUUUUUCAAAAAGAUCGCCACACCCUGGCUUAUGAUAAAGGUUGGAGAAUUAGAACUGAAUUUAAACAAUAUCAGGUUUUAAAACAAAAUCCUUUUUGGUGGACUCACCAACGUCAUGAUGGUAAAUUGUGGAAUUUAAAUAAUUAUAGAACUGACAUGAUUCAAGCACUUGGUGGAGUUGAAGGUAUUUUGGAACAUACACUAUUUAAAGGGACAUAUUUUCCAACAUGGGAGGGUCUUUUCUGGGAAAAAGCAUCAGGAUUUGAAGAGUCAAUGAAGUACAAAAAACUAACAAAUGCUCAACGAUCAGGCUUAAACCAAAUUCCCAAUCGACGCUUUACUUUGUGGUGGUCACCAACGAUCAAUAGAGCAAACGUAUAUGUUGGUUUUCAGGUACAACUUGAUUUAACAGGAAUUUUUAUGCAUGGUAAAAUUCCAACAUUGAAAAUAUCACUAAUUCAAAUUUUUCGUGCUCAUUUGUGGCAAAAAGUUCAUGAAUCAAUUGUUAUGGAUUUGUGUCAAGUUUUUGAUCAAGAACUUGAUGCAUUAGAAAUUGAAACUGUGCAAAAGGAAACUAUUCAUCCUCGAAAAUCUUACAAAAUGAAUUCAUCAUGUGCUGAUAUUCUUCUUUUUUCGGCUUAUAAAUGGAACGUUUCACGGCCUUCUCUUCUUGCUGAUUCUAAAGAUGUUAUGGAUAAUACAACAACUCAGAAAUACUGGAUUGACGUACAACUUCGAUGGGGCGAUUACGAUUCUCAUGAUAUAGAAAGAUAUGCACGAGCAAAAUUCUUGGAUUACACCACUGACAAUAUGUCAAUUUAUCCAUCACCUACUGGAUUAUUGAUAGCUAUAGAUCUUGCAUAUAAUCUUCAUAGUGCAUAUGGUAAUUGGUUUCCUGGCUGUAAGCCUCUUAUUCAACAAGCAAUGGCCAAAAUUAUGAAAGCCAACCCUGCCCUUUACGUACUCCGAGAACGUAUAAGAAAAGCUCUCCAACUGUACUCUUCAGAACCUACCGAGCCAUAUUUAUCUUCGCAAAAUUAUGGAGAACUAUUUUGUAAUCAAAUUAUUUGGUUUGUUGAUGACACCAAUGUUUAUCGCGUUACUAUUCAUAAAACUUUUGAAGGCAAUUUAACUACUAAACCAAUCAAUGGUGCAAUUUUUAUCUUCAAUCCACGAACGGGUCAACUCUUUUUGAAGAUCAUUCAUACAUCAGUAUGGGCCGGUCAAAAACGUUUAGGACAGUUAGCUAAAUGGAAAACUGCUGAAGAAGUAGCAGCAUUAAUUCGAUCACUACCAGUUGAGGAACAGCCUAAGCAAAUUAUUGUUACGAGGAAAGGUAUGUUAGAUCCACUCGAGGUGCAUCUUCUUGAUUUUCCAAAUAUUGUUAUCAAAGGAUCUGAAUUGCAACUUCCUUUCCAAGCUUGCUUAAAAGUUGAAAAAUUUGGUGAUUUGAUUUUAAAAGCUACUGAGCCACAGAUGGUAUUAUUUAAUUUAUAUGAUGAUUGGUUGAAAACAAUUUCGUCUUACACCGCAUUUUCACGUCUGAUUUUAAUUCUUCGAGCUUUGCAUGUCAAUACAGAGAGAACAAAAGUUGUGUUGAAACCUGAUAAGACAACAAUCACUGAACCACAUCACAUUUGGCCUUCACUGACUGAUGAUGAAUGGGUGAAGGUUGAAGUGCAACUAAAAGAUUUGAUUCUUGCUGAUUACGGAAAAAAAAAUAACGUGAAUGUUGCAUCAUUAACGCAGUCUGAAAUACGUGAUAUUAUACUUGGAAUGGAGAUUAGCGCUCCCUCAGCACAACGACAACAAAUUGCUGAAAUUGAAAAACAAACUAAGGAGCAGUCACAACUUACAGCAACGACAACGAGAACAGUUAACAAGCACGGAGAUGAAAUUAUCACUGCUACAACAUCGAAUUAUGAAACACAAUCGUUUAGUUCUAAGACGGAAUGGCGGAUCCGUGCUAUAUCAGCGACAAAUUUACAUUUGAGAACAAAUCAUAUUUACGUUUCAUCCGAUGAUAUCAAAGAGACUGGUUACACAUACAUCUUACCAAAGAACGUUCUUAAAAAAUUCGUUACUAUCUCAGAUUUACGUGCUCAGAUUGCGGGAUAUUUAUAUGGUGUAAGCCCUCCAGAUAAUCCUCAGGUAAAAGAAAUUAGAUGUAUUGUGAUGCCUCCACAGUGGGGUACCCAUCAAACUGUACAUUUGCCAAACAUGUUACCUAAUCAUCAGUAUUUAAAAGAAAUGGAACCUCUUGGAUGGAUACAUACACAACCAAACGAACUUCCACAACUAUCUCCGCAAGAUAUAUCAACUCAUGCAAAAGUAAUGGCAGAAAACUCUUUAUGGGAUGGAGAAAAAACAAUUGUAAUAACUUGUAGUUUUACUCCUGGUUCAUGUUCACUUACUGCCUAUAAAUUAACACCAAGUGGAUUUGAAUGGGGAAAGCAAAAUACGGAUAAAGGAAAUAAUCCUAAAGGAUAUCUUCCUAGUCAUUAUGAAAAAGUUCAAAUGCUAUUAUCUGACAGAUUCCUUGGAUUUUUUAUGGUACCAAGUCAAGGAUCAUGGAAUUACAAUUUCAUGGGUGUAAGACAUGAUCCUAAUAUGAAAUAUGAACUACAAUUAAUAAAUCCAAAAGAAUUUUAUCAUGAAGUACAUCGUCCUGCACAUUUUCUAAAUUUUGCAAGUUUGGAAGACGGUGAUGGAGUUGGUGCGGAUCGCGAAGAUAUGUAUGGUUAAAAUUUUAAGAAAAUUAAAAUUAUUGUGUAAAUAACUUAUCAAAAAUGUAAAAUAA
Ceratosolen solmsi marchali is the source of this 7316-nucleotide messenger RNA. RefSeq names its product pre-mRNA processing factor 8 (gene Prp8). NCBI's taxonomy places the organism in Eukaryota, Metazoa, Arthropoda, Insecta, Hymenoptera, Agaonidae. The coding region runs from base 131 to 7261 and encodes 2376 amino acids. The record is from RefSeq and is a predicted model, not a curated record. Gene Ontology annotation, molecular function: U5 snRNA binding; U6 snRNA binding; U1 snRNA binding. Gene Ontology annotation, biological process: mRNA splicing, via spliceosome; spliceosomal tri-snRNP complex assembly. The transcript is spliced from 21 exons. Gene Ontology annotation, cellular component: U5 snRNP; catalytic step 2 spliceosome.